AUGCCCCGAAGUGAUCCGGCUCUCGACAUUGACGAGCAGUCACCCCUCAUUGGCGCCGAGGACACCUCUGAAAAUGGCGAUGUCGACGAAAGGCCUCUUUCUGAGGCCAUUAAUCUCGAAGACUCCUUUGUAGAGUCAAAGAGCUCCUGGUAUCUUGCCUUACUCACAAUCUCCAUUGGAGGCCUGCAAAUUGUUUGGUCAGUCGAGCUCUCCAAUGGCUCACCUUACCUCUUGUCACUUGGGAUGAGUAAGGCUCUGGUCGCAUUUGUCUGGCUUGCAGGACCCCUGACUGGGGUUCUUGUCCAGCCUUACAUUGGUAUUCUGAGUGACCGAUCGAGAAUUCCUUGGGGCAAACGAAAGCCUUUCAUGGUUGCUGGUGCACUAGGGACCGUGGUGGCGUCCAUCAUGCUUUCCUACGCCAGGGACAUUAUUCGUGUGAUUGGCGGUCUAGCAAAAGACGCCAAUUACGAUGGAGGAUAUAAGACUGCAACCAUUGUUCUGGCCACCAUCAUGAUGUGGUGUUUGGACUUUUCAAUUAACACUGUCCAAGCUGGGAUUCGUGCUUUCAUAGUCGACAAUGCCCCAUCCCACCAACAGGAAUCUGCCAAUGCAUGGGCUUCCAGAAUGACCGGGAUCGGCAACGUACUUGGUUAUAUCUUUGGCUAUCUCAACCUACCACAGUAUAUGUCAUUUUUUGGAAACACCCAAUUCAAGGUGCUGGUGGUGAUUGCCUCAAUUGCGAUCACCUCUACAGUUCUGGUCAGUGUCCUAUUCAUCAAAGAGCGUAAUCCACGUUUAGACCCGCCCUCAAAAUCCUCCCAGCAAUCUUCCGGAUUGAUUGCAUUCUUCAAACAAGUAUUCGUGUCCAUCAAAAGGCUUCCACCCCAAACAAAGACGGUAUGCCAGAUACAAUUCUUCCAUUGGAUGGGCUGGUUCCCUUUUCUCUUCUACAUUACCACCUACAUCGGGCAACUAUAUGUCAAUCCUUACCUGAAGCCGGGCCUGUCUGAUGACGAGGUCAACAAACUGUGGGAUAAGGCAACGCGAAUCGGGACCCUGGCAUUGUUAAUAUACGCCAUUACUUCUUUUGCCUCGAAUCUGAUUCUUCCAUUCUUGGUGGUUCCGACCUACCGCGUUGAAAUCCCUCAAGACUCCGAAGAAAUUCCCCGCCCCAUAACUCCAACCUCACCCGUUGGGACCAGAGAAAGAACCGCCUCGUGGGGAGAGCUGGCAAUGGUGCACAGUCGAUCACAGUCUAAUCGUGACAUACGUCCAGCUCUCGGUCAUUCACAUCCUAGAAAGACCGGCACUCAACAAUCCCAAAGCGUCCUUCAUCGCUGGUUGGAACGUCUACAAAUUCCUGGCUUGACUUUAAGGAGAGCUUGGUUAUUGUCACAAUUUUUAUUCUCAGUAUGCACAUUCAGUACGUUCUUCAUUUCGACUCCACAAGCGGCUACCGUGAUGACUGCACUGAUCGGUAUAACUUGGUCUUUAACCCUCUGGGCCCCCUUCGCCCUGAUUUCAGCUGAAAUCUCUCGAAGAGAUGAGAGGAGACGACGUAUGGACCGUCAAAGACUGAUAAAUGGUCCGGAUGGCGCUGAGAGCGACACAGUAGAAGAGGAGGAAGAUAAAGCGGGAAUCAUUCUUGGUAUCCACAACGUUGCAGUCAGCGCGCCCCAGGUUUUGGCGACUCUCGUAUGCAGUGUUGUAUUUAAAUUGCUUCAGAAACCGAGAAAUGAACCAGGUGAUGUCAGUGUCGGCUGGACGUUGAGACUAGGUGGGCUUGCCACUUUGGUAUCGGCCUUCAUCACAUGGAAGAUGAAAGAAGUUGACAACGAGGAUGAAGAUAAAUAA
This is a messenger RNA of Exophiala aquamarina CBS 119918, 1854 nucleotides long. RefSeq lists its product as uncharacterized. Lineage: Eukaryota; Fungi; Ascomycota; Eurotiomycetes; Chaetothyriales; Herpotrichiellaceae. The transcript has 2 exons. Gene Ontology annotation, molecular function: sucrose:proton symporter activity. The coding region runs from base 1 to 1854 and encodes 617 amino acids. Gene Ontology annotation, cellular component: membrane. The record is from RefSeq and is a predicted model, not a curated record.